Carica papaya (papaya) is the source of this 2443-nucleotide messenger RNA. The record is from RefSeq and is a predicted model, not a curated record. Lineage: Eukaryota; Viridiplantae; Streptophyta; Magnoliopsida; Brassicales; Caricaceae.
AUGGGACAACUCAUCACGGUAGAUUUCUUCCGGCUGUGGGCCCACCGUCUGCUUACGUGGCAAAAUCUACCGACUCCCCAUCGAGUUCCACGUCACUACAUCCAGAAGAGAAAAAGUAGAUGCAAUGAUGCUAGAACCAAACUGAAUUUUAAGAGACAAAAAAACAGACACCGCCGCGACACAAACACACGCCGAACAGACUGUAUUCACCGUCGUGGGUGCGUACUGCCGGAGAUGGAGAAAUCCAAAUCCGAACCUAGGGACCUCGAUUCGUCUCUCCUCAAACUCUUGCAAGAUCACCAAAAGAACUCUCUCAGGCUCCGCGAGAACACAGAGAAAGCGAAGAAGGACGCGAUCAGAAACGCGGUGCGUGUAUCCGAUCUGUUGGUGGAUGCCGUGAAUGGAGGAGUGCAAGAGUGCUUCUUAAACGAGAAGCGAAUCGAGAUGGAAAUUCGAGCUUUGACUUCCACAAUCACUCGAUUCAUGAGGCAGACGGAUCAGUGGCUCGCUGCUUCCCAUGCCAUCAACACUGCCAUUAAGGUUAUUUUUCUCAUGAACAGAGUUUUACAUAGUAGAUAUACGUACAUUUCAAUUAUGAGCUGAUUAUUGUAUCAUUCUAUUAGUUUAAUUUUUGUUAGACGAAGAACUUACAUGGUUGUUUUUGCCAUUUAGGUUAUAUCUCUCAUGAAGAGAGUUUUGGUCAUGUAAGCGUCCUCUUUAUGGUACUUUCAAACAUAAAAUUUGAGAUAAAUUGAAAAUGAUUUCAGGCUUCAAACAGACAAAUUAAGUUUUUAAUACAAUUGGUAUUAGAGUCUGGUUCUUGGUUUCACUCUUGGAGGGUACAAUCUAGCGAUCGGGUCAGAUUAAAAUUAUGGCAGAUGAGUAAACCCGGCCAAGGAGAAAGAAAAAGCACAUGCACGGGCCAAAUUUUAAGAUAAAAAAGGCAUAACUUAGUCCCAAAUCGAGAAUCCAAGGUUCUUUUAGACACAUUUCUUAGGUAAUGUAGAUUCUUGUAGCCAUUGUGUUUGCAUUCUGGAAAUGAAGUAGAGAACAGAGGUUUUUCUGUUCUUCCCAGCUUUUUCCCUCGAUUGUAGAACACAUGGUGGGAGGACUUGUGAUGAAUGGUUGAAUGUGUAUUUUAUUGAAUAUUACACCCCUAUAUAUAUAAACUAUCUAUAAUAGAAACAGAACUGAAUCAUUAUUACAUUAAUUACAUUAUGUAUUUUACCCUAAUGUCCUUUAACCUAAUUGUAUAAUCUUGUUAACAUUCUCUCUCUAAGGCAGAGAAUAUAUAUUUUUUAUCGUCAACUUGCCAAUGAUAGUCUAGAAUGUUGGAUUGGUCAGGUAUUUAGUUAACGUAUAUGCAAGCUGUGAGCUGGUUGACAAAUAUGGAGUACAUAUUAAGUCACUACUAGCUUUUCUUUUAUGAAAUAUUUGUCAAUUUCAAUAUAUUUGAUUAUGUCAUGUUGCAUUGGAUUAUGGGCGAUGCUUUUAGCCGAUUUACUGUUACAAUAUAAGCGCACAGAGUUGUCCCGCUUGAUUUUCAAAUAUUCUAAGGUUCUUUUUGGGUAUAGUAACUCACAUAUUCCUUGAGUCAUUGCUUAGAAUUCUGAUUUUGCACUCGACCUUAUAAUUAUGUAUGUUUCUUACUCCUCUAUAUAAUUAGGUUACUCCCAAGGAAAGUACAAAAACCUGUGGUAAAUCUUUUGUCUACCAUUGACCUUGUGUAGUCUGCAUCUAUAUAGCCUUUUAAAGCAACUUGUCAUUCUUUUUUAAAUAUGAUUUUUUUUGCAGAUGACCCUUUUAGGUAAUACAACACUCUAUAGGCUAUUUGUAAGUAUAUUUCUUUAAAUAUGAAUUGACUUAUAACAGUUACCACAUAGGCGAUGUUGGGUCUUGUAUGUGACAGAUAUAUUUGUCUUCCAACUAAUCUCUAAUAUAUCUCCUUAUUUACUGGUUUAUCCUCUUCUAUCAAUCCUAGUUUAUGAUUGAGAUUGAUAGGGAUAUUUGUUGGUUUACAUGUUAGUCACAAGGAAAUAGGUGGGUCUCAUUCCCUUGGCUAUAUUUUGAGUAAUGUGGAAAGAAAGAAACAAGAGAGCUUUUGAAGGGGUGGGAGAUGAGUUUGAGAGGAUUAGAGAUAGAUGGUUACAUACCAUUGGCUUUUUGGUUAUAGGUGAUACUCUUUAUUCUAUGGAGGGCCUUAGGAAUCUUAUUGAUAUCUUGAUUGACAUAUAAGUACUUUUGUACAUGAAUUGGCAUCCCAUUAGUGCUUGUAAAUUGGUGAUACAUACGAUACUUUUUAUUUUUUUAAAGAAAAAAAAAAAAAGACACCUUAUAAGCGCAAACAUGAAGAAGAUGAUUGUUUUGAUUGUUUUAUCAUAUGUGGAUGAUCUUCUUGUGACUUGAAACGAAACAGAAUUAGUGGACAGAUUUAAGAAAAAAA